UCAGCAGGUUUGUUUCUCUACCCAUAAUCCCUCUCCUGUGAGCGCCAGCAUAUAUAAAGGAGGUGCGCACUUCGAGCCGCACACACUUCGAGUGAGGCUUCUAAUAGGAAUCGCACACACACACAGCAAUCAUGUCCAGUGAUAAGUCCAAGAAUUCUUCCCAGACCGACGGAAAGGCUGCUCAGAGCAAGAAGUCUGAGAUGGGAAUGAUGUCCUACAAGAUGUACGUGUUCGACCAGGAGAACUUCCAGGGUCGCAUGAUCGAGAUCAGCAACGAGUGCAUGAAUGUGUGUGAGAUGGGCAUGGACCGUGUGCGCUCUGUGCGCGUUGAGUGCGGACCCUUCGUGGGCUUCGAGCAGAUGAACUUCUGUGGUGAGAUGUACAUCCUGGAGAAGGGAGAGUACCCCCGUUGGGACUCCUGGAGCAACUGCCAGAAGAACGACUACCUGCUGUCCUUCAGGCCCGUCAAAAUGGACGCUGAGAAGCACAAGAUCUGCCUGUACGAGGUUGGAGAGUUCAAGGGCCGCAAGAUGGAGAUCAUGGAUGAUGACGUUCCCAGCCUGUUCUCCUACGGCUUCACCGACAGAGUUGGCAGCAUCAUUGUCAGCUGUGGAACCUGGGUGGGAUACCAGUUCCCCGGAUACCGUGGCAGCCAGUACCUGCUGGAGAAGGGAGACUUCAAGCACUUCAACGAGUUCGGUGCCCGCCAUCCUCAGUUCCAGUCCGUGAGGCGUAUCCGUGACAUGCAGUGGCACCAGCAGGGCUGCUACACCAUGGCCAGCAAGUGA
This is a messenger RNA of Notothenia coriiceps (black rockcod), 788 nucleotides long. Its product is annotated as beta-crystallin B1-like. NCBI's taxonomy places the organism in Eukaryota, Metazoa, Chordata, Actinopteri, Perciformes, Nototheniidae. Gene Ontology annotation, biological process: visual perception; lens development in camera-type eye. The coding region runs from base 132 to 788 and encodes 218 amino acids. Gene Ontology annotation, molecular function: structural constituent of eye lens. The transcript is spliced from 6 exons. The record is from RefSeq and is a predicted model, not a curated record.